Molecule: messenger RNA, 1656 nt
Organism: Fusarium subglutinans
Lineage: Eukaryota; Fungi; Ascomycota; Sordariomycetes; Hypocreales; Nectriaceae
Exons: 7
Coding region: 1-1656 (551 amino acids)
Source: RefSeq, a predicted model, not a curated record
AUGAGAUUGCAAAGUCUUUUUCCUCAGCUUCUUCCCUGGUUUCUUCUCGCAGAGGUAGCAUUUGCACAGAAUACUCUCCAACAGACAUGCGCAGGCUUGAAGAACUUGUCAACUUGCAAGUUCGAGUUUUCUGUGCCUUAUGGUGUCAACGUUACCACGAAGACAGUCCCUGAUAAAAAGUACGACGAAUGCAAGUCCAAGGAGAAAUACAAAAAGCCUUGUCCCACUCCUCAAAAACCGAAGCUCAUGUGCGAUGCAUUGAGAUGUGUUCCAGGUUGGGUUGAUACGACCAAGCAAGUCAUCACAGGGUUGGAAGUUCUCACCAAGAAGGUCAACCUCUGCGAUACUGUGCGAAAGAUCUUGGGACAGCCCCAGGGCGACAACUUCAUUCAGUCCUCCAAUGCAAUCUGCCAAUGCUUCCCCCGUAUUAGCAAAUUGAGUGCAACAUCAGGCUUCAAGUCGUUCGAGAAGGGGGUUUUAUCGCCUGCAGAUUUAAAGGAUGUUGACCAAGUUGCCGGGGCCCAAAAAUGCAUGAAUGAGUCGGGCUUCCAGACAGUUGAUGACCGGGACAAAGUCAGAAAGACCCUCCAGUCCAAGGCAAAGCCCAAAGUGGUUAUGAUCGAGGGUCCCGAGAUCAACGAAGACAAAUAUUCUAAGCUUAUGGCUAUAAUCAAAUCCUGUAAGCCAGGGUCCUUUUGUACCGGGAUGCAGAUUCAAGAGACCAUUCAAAGCCUUUUCAGCCCAUAUAUGGCCGAGAUCGCCCGGCAGUUCCGAGAGGCGCUCUUCAUUCCGUGGGUUCCCUUUCUCCAAAACCUACUGCUUAUCUCCAACGACUUUAAUACGGCGACUCAAAAUCUCGGGUCACCUUUCAUCAGCUUCCGAUCCAGGUAUACAUAUGCGACCCAAAUCGCUUGUGUUCAACUCGGCAGCUGUGACGGACCUGCAGUGUCCUCUUUUUUCAAACAAGUGGCCGAUAUAAUCAACAACACUAAACUUAUUUAUGUUAUGAGUGUCCCGGAAACAUCGAAAAAUCUACUUACAACAUACGUUAAGGAGGCACAGGAUGCUAACGAACUCGCUGAAGAACUUCCGGACGAGCAGGCAAAUCUUUUCAAGUUCGUACCCAUCGUUGACCGCACAUUCCUCCUACAAAGGAAGAUAGGAUGGAUUGUUAACUUUUUCACGGACUACACGGCUGAAAAUCGAGGUCUUAUUACCUCAACAUUCAACUCACUAGUAGCUGUGUUCGAUUCAAGUUCCGAUGCUAUAGAGACAGAACUCAACAUCAAUGAACGUCCCGAAAACGACAACUUGCUGCAGCAGAUAAUUAUGAUGAAGAAUAUCAUGAAAGGGGAUAUUUAUGGACAUCUCUAUACUACGAAGACAGCUCUUGAGCGGUACGAUGACUCAAUCGCCAAGUCGUCAUUUGGUCCUGGAAAGUCUGGCGUUGUCAUGGAGCCGAGUGCCAUUAGCUACCAGCGAUGGACCAAGAUUCCCAAGAUGGCCAUGCCUUGCUCGAAGCAAACCACCAAGACCUUCAAUAAGUCGGGCUUCACUAAGACUUUUUCGUUCACGGAGUAUUUCAAGUGUAUGGUUGACAGUGCAACUGCAUAUUACCCCAAACUUCAGAUCCCUUACCUUCGGUUGACCUUGUAG